AUGAUCUCUCAGUGACUCACAUAAAGAACAAAUCAACACUGCCAGAAGAAACAUCUCUCAAACCAGACAACCACUGACCAUUAAUAUGGACCUGAAACAACGUCUUCAGAAGCUGGAGUGCUACUUCACCUGGGAUCUGGGAGACAGUAAAAAUGAACUCAAGACUUUACUGAGUAACUUGAAUGAUGUGAACCAGGAAAGAUGUAUUUGGCUGCUUCACUAUUACAACCUGCUGGGCUACAUCCAACAGACUCUCGGCUUCAACACAGAGGCGCUGAUGUACCUGCACAAAGCAGAAAGUGUGAUGCAGGAGCAGGGAACAGAAGAAGCUGCAGUCCGGCUGCAGGUCAACAAAGCUAACCUGGCUUGGGUCUACUACCGCAUGGGAGACAUGAAUAAGAGCAAAGCAUACCUAGAAGAGGUGGAGAGGCUUCAGCGAAUGCAUCCUGCUCCACCUGGAUGUGCUCUACAUCCUGAAGUCAGUGGAGAAAAGGGCUGGACGCUGGUGAAGUUCAACAAAUCCAAGAAGCAUCAGGCGAUUGAUUAUUUUAAGAUUGCUUUGAAAGCAGAACCAGAAAGGAAGGAAUGGCACAAAGGUCUUGCUAUAGCCAUGAACAAGACAUAUAAAAUUCAUAACUGCUCUCCAGAGCUUAACACAGAAGUUCUAAAGCAGCUGAAAAUUGCACAUGAGAACGAACCAAACAAUUUGCUCCUUCACGCUCUUUAUUUAGAAAAACAGUACGAGGUGCAACGAGAAGACAAUGAGAGACAGAUGCAAAAGUUACUAGACAAAGCUCUUGAAACUGGAGACCAGGAGUGUUUGGGUACUAUUUUCAGGUAUUUUGGAAAAAUUUCUGUAGAUAAAGGUAUUGAAGCAGCAGAGAGAGCUCGAGAAAAGUUCUCCACCUCAAACAGAGUGUUGAAACAUCUGGCAAAUUGCUAUAAAUGGAAGGUUUUCAAUAUGAAGGAAGACAACAUGGAAAGGAAGACACUGGCUGUAAAAUCCACUGAGCUGUUUGAGGAGGUUGUCAGACAUUAUCCUGACUCACUCAGAGAAACGGUAGGCCUUGCAUCAAUGCACAAGUACGCAGGCAACAGAAAGAGAGCAGAUGAGAUUUACCAGCAGCUCCUGUCAAAUAUAGAUGAUUUACCUCCCCACAGCCAACAGUAUAUUUACUAUAGUUAUGCCUGCCAUCUACACUACUGCAGACGGUCAGAAGAUUCAAUCAAAUUUCACAUGAAAGUGGCAGAAAUCCCAGCUAUUUCAGAGGACAAAAAAAAGAGCAUUAGGAUUCUUCAAAAAAUUGGCAUGAAUCCCAAAAAUCCUCGCUGUGACAAAAUUGGGUAUUUUCUGGAAAGUCUUCACAUUGAUGAUUAAAAUGUGCUUUAAUGCAACAACCUUUAAAAAUCAUUAUGAAUGAUCUCUCUGUUUUACCUGAUGGACAAACUUUAAUGUAGAAUUUUUGCUCUGUCAGAAAAUUAGAACUGGUUGACCUUGUUGUAAAAAUAUUUAAUAUGUCUCUCUUUUUACCUUUGUGGAAGUCUUUGCCUAUUUAAUGGCAUUGUGUGAAGGACUGAUGCCAUUUAGGCCAUUCGGCACUUAUAAACUGUAGUAUAAACGGCAGUAGUUUUCCAUCCCAUUAAAAAAAAUCACUUGUUAAAUGGAACUUGUUAAGAAAAAUGACACAAUAAAUCUUUA
Messenger RNA from Carassius auratus (goldfish), 1699 nucleotides. Its product is annotated as interferon-induced protein with tetratricopeptide repeats 1-like. Bases 86 to 1378 code for a protein of 430 amino acids. Lineage: Eukaryota; Metazoa; Chordata; Actinopteri; Cypriniformes; Cyprinidae. Gene Ontology annotation, cellular component: cytosol. The record is from RefSeq and is a predicted model, not a curated record. Gene Ontology annotation, molecular function: protein binding. Gene Ontology annotation, biological process: defense response to virus. The transcript has 2 exons.